This is a messenger RNA of Pyricularia pennisetigena, 1347 nucleotides long. RefSeq lists its product as uncharacterized. Gene Ontology annotation, molecular function: oxidoreductase activity. Bases 1 to 1347 code for a protein of 448 amino acids. The transcript has a single exon. The record is from RefSeq and is a predicted model, not a curated record. NCBI's taxonomy places the organism in Eukaryota, Fungi, Ascomycota, Sordariomycetes, Magnaporthales, Pyriculariaceae.
AUGGAGGCAGCACUAGCUAACCUGAGCAACGUGGCCCAGUCGGCGCUACAGGCGGCGGCGGCGAGAGUGCGUGGUACGGCCGCCGCCAACACAGACAACGCCGCUGCCACAUCGUACCCUCAAUGGCUACCAUACGUUGCCGCCAUGUUGGUGGCAUACCCGAUCCUGGUGCACCUCCUCCGCUACCGCAGCUUGCACGUCCUGCGGCGCCGCUUCCCCUACGGUCCCGAGGCGGGUAAAAACCACAAGCCCUACUCGGCCAUGACCAACGAUGAUGCCCAUGCCAUCGUCCAUCGCGUCGCCGACUGGGAGUUCCCCGCCGUGGGCCUGCUGGGCCUGCAGAUGGCUCUGCUGCGCACCUACGGCGUCCCGUCCAUCUCGCGCCUGCUGGCCGGCACCCGCCAGCUCGGCCAGGGCGACAACGUCGGCCGCCGCUACGCCGACACGGGCGCCAUCAUGAACGAGAUCUACGAGAACCCGCCCGACACGCGCCGUAGCGCCGAGGCCUACGCCCGCCUCAACUACCUGCACGGCGUCUACAUCAAGGCCGGCAGGAUCUCCAACGACGACAUGCUCUACGUCCUGGGCCUCUUCAUGUACGACGCCGUCGAGGCCAUCGACCGCUGGGAGUGGCGCCGCCUCACCGACCUGGAGCGCUGCGCCUACGGCGUCUUCCACCACGGCAUGGGCCGCGCCAUGGACAUCGACUUCUCGCCCCUGCCGAGCGCCGCCGCCGGCUUCCGCGACGGCCUGCACUUUUACGACGAGCUGUGCGCCUGGGGCAAGGCCUACGAGCGCGCCCACAUGCUCCCGGCCCAGUCCAACCACGACGUCGCCGUCCACACCGUGCGCCUGCUGCAGCGCGACUUCCCGUCCCUGCUGCACCCCGUCGUCGAGAACAUGGUGUACUCGGUCUUUGACGACCGGUUCCUGGCCGCCUGCCGGUUCCCCAAGCCGCCGCGCGGCUACUACGUCCUGACCAGCGCCCUGUUCGCCCUCAAGCGCUACGUCUGCCGCCACCUGCUGCUGCCGCGCACCGCGCCCCUGGCUCCCUGGCGGAGCUACGACCCGGCCGAGGACGUCGGUCCCGACGGCAGGCGCUGCUUCACAAACUACGCCGGCCUGCCCGUCUACGUGCGCCCCACCUUUUGGAACCGCUGGGGUCCCGGCGCCUUGUACUUUCGCCUCAUCGGGAAGCCCCUGCCCGGCGACAAGGGCAUGGAGCCAGAGGGUUACCUGCUCAAAGACGCCGGCCCGAGACAGCACAGCGGCAAGGGCUGGGACGAGGCCGAGUUGACGACCCAGAAGCUGCUAAAGACGCCCAGAGGCGGCUGUCCUUUUGCGUGA